This is a messenger RNA of Monopterus albus (swamp eel), 982 nucleotides long. It is a transcript of the gene pdyn, whose product is annotated as prodynorphin. Gene Ontology annotation, biological process: chemical synaptic transmission; sensory perception; neuropeptide signaling pathway. Gene Ontology annotation, molecular function: opioid receptor binding. Gene Ontology annotation, cellular component: dendrite; plasma membrane; neuronal cell body. Lineage: Eukaryota; Metazoa; Chordata; Actinopteri; Synbranchiformes; Synbranchidae. Bases 123 to 809 code for a protein of 228 amino acids. The transcript has 3 exons. The record is from RefSeq and is a predicted model, not a curated record.
ACGCAGGAGAAACACAAGUGUUGGAGUGCGGAAAACGAGUUUCCACUUGAUGGUAGAUGCGCCUCGGCAAGUCUUAACGCGGCUGGAAGUAUCUGUCCAACUCCUGAGGGAUCUGGUGCAGAAUGGAGUGGUAUGUCCUGGUGCUGAUGCUGAGCUUGCCGCCCUCCAUCCGCACAGAUUGCGCUUCACAGUGUCAGAAAUGCGCGCAGCAAAUCCUCAGCCCCGAUGGCGCCUUCAGCAGACUGUCGUGCAGCGCGGAGUGUGAGGGGCAGCUGCAGAAUUGCGGCCAGGCUCCGGGGCUGGAGGACUUCGCCCAGGAUGAGGCCGAGGAGGAGGAAGAGAGCCAGGAAGCAGACCUGGUCAAGCGCUACGGAGGCUUUAUCAAGAGGAUUGACAAGAACAAAAUCUUCACCUCUCCGCGGCGGCGUGACAGUAACAUCCUGAAGGCCGUGGCGCUGCCCGAGAAAUACGGGGACUUAUUGGAGAGGCUGGAGGAGAGAGAUGUCGACGCGCCGGAGAGCGCAGACGAUGCUGCGCAGGAUCAGAUGCUCCAUAGUUAUGUUAAACGUUACGGCGGCUUUUUACGCAAAUUCGGCCCAAAGUCAAAGAGGAGUAGUUCCGCGGAGCAGAAGAGCCAGGUACCCGAGGAGCUGCAGAAGCGCUACGGAGGCUUCAUGAGGAGGAUCCGACCAAAGCUGAACAACCUGGACUGGGACAAACGCUACGGAGGCUUUCUGCGCCGCCACUUCAAAAUCUCUGUGCGCUCAGUCGAGGAGCCGUAUUACUCCUACGACGACUUGAGCCUAUAGAUGAACCUGCUGUUGGAAGAACUAGACGGAACUUGUGCAGGUUCACUUGAAAUGUCACUUUUUUCAAUAUAUCCUAUAUGUAUAAAUCGUAUGCCUGCCUCUCUUGUUGCCAAUUGCCUUCUGUGUCGUUUGUUAUUGGAAUCAUCGUCUGUCAGUCAAUAAAGAAUGCUUAU